AGCUUUUGUGUUAAACUAAAAUCAUUUAACAUAAAUAUGAAACUUAGUGAAACACUGGCUGUUCUAAGAAUUCUUAGAAAUUUUAAAGGAAUCGGGGUAAAUCAAAAUUCUUUAAAGCAUAGACCCGUAUUAUCAUCAUACCAUACAAGUUACAAUAUUCAAUCUGUUCGAGGAUUGCGCAACAAAUCAACCUCAAAAUCAACGCUUGAAAAUGAACAGAUGCAAGAAAAUUUACAAGAGUUUAUUCGACUUUCUAACAAGAAAGUUCAACGAAACACAAAGACUGUAAGCAAUGUCACUACAGACCCUGAGCUCAACUUCACAGUUAGUAGUGUAGAAUCUGUUCCUGAUGUACCAGUAGAGAAGAAACGAGAAACAGGAAUGGAUAUUGCUGUAAAGAUGAGAAGAGAAAACCGAGGUUUAACUCAGUCUAUAAAGUCAAAACAUCGUGGUGUAGACUUACUGAAACCGAUCGAUGUAAAUCUAUUAUCUGAUGUUCGACUGACCAAGCUGCUUCGAAAGAAUGUUAUCUACGCUGAUAAUAAACUUGUUAUAUUUAACAAACCUUAUGGAUUGCCAAUGCAUGAUGGGGACGGUACAAAACAAACUGUGAAAAAUGUUUUGCCAUUUCUGUCGAAAAUGGUUUACGGUAUUAACACUGAUAUUCCAUUGCACCUGUGUCAUCGACUGGACAAAAAUACGACUGGUAUAACAAUUUGUAGCACAGAUGCAGAGAUGGCUGAUUAUGUAAUGGGAUUAUUCCGGCAGCGUCGAGUACUGAGAAAAUACCUAGCAGUUGUGGUUGGGGAGCCUGAGCCAAUGAAAGGUGUGGUUGAUAUGCCAAUGUCGGAAAGCAUUGUGUCUGCCACUAAAUCUACAAAACGUCAUUCACGGAUGAUAAUAAAACCUGAUGUGAGAUACGAUGAUGCAACUGGGAAAGAAUAUCCACUUCGUAAUGCGGGUGGCCACACUGCAAUUACGCAUUAUCGAACCAUUGAUACAACAGGAGAUUUAUCUUUGGUUGAGCUUCAACCUCAAACAACCGUAAAACACCAGCUGCGUGUGCAUAUGGCGGAUGGCUUGUCCUGUCCAAUACUUGGCGAUCAUAAAUACUCGCGGUACGGCUCACUGGCGCCACAGGUCUUACCACCGAGGGUGUUGAGAAUGUUUAAUAUACCACACUCCAAAUCUCGCUAUAUGCCUUUGCAUUUACAUCUUCAGCAAGUGCUAAUUCCAGGUGUUUUGGAUGGUUCCAAGCCUAACAUGGUAGUUGGAUCUCGUUUGCCUUUCCACUUUAGUAGGACUCUCAAUUUGCUCAAAAUGAAGCCAGGAGCACAUGAAGGCUGGGAAGGGGACCAUCGUCCUGUUCGAAAUACAACAGCUGAACCUUUACGCCAAGAUAAUGAUCUUUACACUGAUCCUACAAGGUCUCAAACUUCUGAGACCUCUGCGUUUGACCAAACAGACGACUGCGAAAAAGUUUUUCGAACUCGAAUUAAAGUGAAAUACAGGCCCACCUAAUAAACUGGCAUUCUUAUGUUUAAACUGAAUGAAACUGGUUUGAUUUUAAUAUGCAGUUUAUUCCAAGUCAACAAUACUGGACACAACACAGAAAAGAAAGCAAGAAACCUUUUACCAAGCGUACCGAACACCUCAUAAAACAACAUAAUUACGAACUUUUAUAAUUGGUUGAAUAAAUAGUGAACACUGG
This is a messenger RNA of Ciona intestinalis (vase tunicate), 1711 nucleotides long. RefSeq lists its product as uncharacterized. NCBI's taxonomy places the organism in Eukaryota, Metazoa, Chordata, Ascidiacea, Phlebobranchia, Cionidae. The record is from RefSeq and is a predicted model, not a curated record. Gene Ontology annotation, biological process: pseudouridine synthesis. Gene Ontology annotation, molecular function: RNA binding; pseudouridine synthase activity.